CUGGAGAUGCUGACGAUCCACCAAGAAUUACUCAAAACCCAGUCAUCAAUGGGAAUGUGGCAAUGGCUGAUGGCCACAACAAUACAGAAGAAGACAUGGAGGAUGACACAAGCUGGCGAUCGGAGGCGACCUUUCAGUUUACUGUUGAACGUUUCAGCAGGCUGAGUGAAUCAGUCCUGAGCCCUCCCUGCUUUGUGCGAAACCUCCCGUGGAAGAUCAUGGUGAUGCCACGGCUCUAUCCGGACCGGCCGCAUCAGAAAAGCGUGGGGUUCUUCCUUCAGUGCAAUGCAGAGUCUGAUUCCACGUCAUGGUCUUGUCACGCCCAAGCGGUGCUCAAGAUCAUAAAUUAUAAAGACGAUGAUAAAUCCUUCAGCCGACGGAUCAGCCAUUUGUUCUUUCAUAAGGAAAAUGACUGGGGUUUUUCCAACUUCAUGUCCUGGAGUGAAGUUACAGUUCCAGAUAAAGGCUAUAUAGAAGAUGAUAAAGUAACUUUUGAAGUGUAUGUUCAAGCUGAUGCUCCACAUGGUGUAGCGUGGGAUUCCAAGAAGCAUACAGGCUACGUGGGGCUGAAGAACCAAGGAGCAACCUGCUAUAUGAACAGCUUAUUACAGACAUUAUUUUUCACAAACCAGCUACGAAAGGCAGUGUACAAGAUUCCAUCGGAGGGAGACGACUCGUCCAAGAGCGUCCCUUUAGCGUUGCAAAGAGUCUUCUACGAGCUUCAGCACAGCGACAAGCCUGUCGGCACGAAGAAGCUCACCAAAUCUUUUGGAUGGGAGACUUUAGACAGCUUCAUGCAACAUGACGUUCAGGAGCUAUGUCGAGUGUUGCUCGAUAAUGUUGAAAAUAAAAUGAAAGGCACCUGUGUAGAGGGCACGAUUCCUAAAUUAUUCAGGGGGAAAAUGGUGUCUUACAUCCAGUGCAAACACGUAGACUAUCGGUCUGAACGGAUAGAAGAUUAUUAUGAUAUCCAACUCAGCAUAAAGGGAAAGAAGAACAUCUUUGAGUCUUUCAUUGACUACGUGGCAGUGGAGCAGCUGGAUGGGGAUAAUAAAUAUGACGCAGGAGAACAUGGCUUGCAGGAAGCUGAAAAGGGUGUGAAAUUCCUCACGUUGCCUCCCGUGUUGCAUCUGCAGCUCAUGAGGUUCAUGUAUGACCCCCAAACUGACCAGAACAUCAAGAUAAACGAUAGGUUUGAGUUUCCGGAUCAGUUGCCUCUUGACGAAUUUUUGCAAAAAACCGAGCCAAAAGAUCCCGCAAACUACAUACUUCACGCAGUACUCGUUCACAGUGGAGAUAACCACGGUGGGCAUUACGUCGUUUACUUGAACCCGAAAGGGGAUGGAAAAUGGUGUAAAUUUGAUGAUGACGUUGUAUCUAGAUGUACAAAAGAAGAAGCAAUUGAGCAUAACUAUGGAGGCCACGAUGAUGACUUAUCUGUACGGCACUGUACUAACGCGUAUAUGUUGGUUUAUAUCAGGGAGUCAAAAUUAAGUGAAGUUUUGCAGGCAGUGACGGAUCACGAUAUUCCUCAGCAACUGGUGGAACGGCUUCAGGAAGAGAAAAGAAUAGAGGCUCAGAAGAGGAAAGAGAGACAAGAAGCCCACCUCUACAUGCAAGUGCAGAUAGUCACAGAGGACCAGUUCUGUGGCCAUCAAGGCAACGACAUGUAUGAUGAAGAAAAAGUAAAAUACACUGUGUUCAAAGUGUUGAAGAACUCAACGCUUGCGGAAUUUGUUCAGAACCUUUCUCAGACAAUGGGCUUUCCGCAAGAUCAGAUACGAUUGUGGCCAAUGCAAGCCCGAAGUAACGGGACGAAAAGGCCGGCUAUGUUAGACAAUGAAGCUGAUGGCAAUAAAACUAUGAUAGAGCUGAGCGACAAUGAAAAUCCAUGGACAAUAUUCCUGGAAACAGUAGAUCCCGAGAUGGCUGCUACGGGGGCAACGUUACCCAAGUUUGACAAAGAUCACGACGUAAUGCUAUUUCUGAAGAUGUACGAUCCAAAGACACGGAGCUUGAAUUACUGUGGACAUAUCUACACACCUAUAUCCUGCAAAAUACGUGACUUGCUGCCAGUUAUGUGUGAAAGAGCAGGAUUUCCCCAAGACUCUAAUCUUAUCCUCUAUGAGGAAGUUAAACCGAAUUUAACAGAGAGAAUCCAAGACUACGACGUUUCCCUCGACAAAGCUCUCGAUGAACUGAUGGACGGAGACAUCAUUGUGUUUCAAAAGGAUGACCCCGAGAACGACAACAGCGAGCUCCCGACGGCGAAAGAGUACUUCCGAGACCUGUACCACCGCGUCGAUGUCAUCUUCUGCGACAAAACGAUCCCCAAUGAUCCUGGUUUUGUCGUCACCUUGUCCAACAGGAUGAACUAUUUUCAGGUUGCAAAGACAGUCGCCCAAAGACUUAAUACGGACCCUAUGCUACUGCAGUUUUUUAAGUCUCAAGGUUACAGAGAUGGUCCAGGUAACCCUCUUAGACAUAAUUAUGAUGGAACUUUAAGAGACCUCCUGCAGUUCUUCAAGCCUAGACAGCCUAAGAAACUUUAUUAUCAGCAGCUUAAAAUGAAAAUCACAGACUUUGAAAACAGAAGAAGUUUUAAGUGCAUAUGGUUAAACAGUCAGUUUAGGGAAGAGGAAAUAACACUAUAUCCAGAUAAGCAUGGAUGUGUACGGGACUUAUUAGAAGAAUGUAAAAAAGCUGUAGAACUCUCUGAGAGAGGCUCAGGGAAAUUAAGGCUGCUAGAAAUUGUAAGUUACAAAAUAAUCGGUGUCCAUCAGGAAGAUGAAUUAUUAGAGUGUUUAUCGCCAGCAACAAGUCGGACGUUUCGAAUAGAGGAAAUCCCACUGGACCAGGUAGAUCUAGAUAAGGAGAAUGAGAUGCUAAUCACGGUGGCUCAUUUCCAGAAAGAGGUUUUUGGGACGUUUGGCACUCCGUUCUUGCUAAGGAUACACCAGGGCGAACACUUCCGAGAGGUGAUGAAAAGGAUUCAGGCCGUGCUGGACAUCCAGGAAAAGGAGUUUGAAAAGUUUAAGUUUGCCAUUGUUAUGAUGGGCCGACACCAGUAUAUAAAUGAAGAUGAAUACGAAGUGAACUUGAAAGAUUUUGAGCCCCAACCCGGCAACAUGUCUCAACCCAGGCCAUGGCUAGGGCUCGACCAUUUCAACAAAGCCCCAAAGAGAAGCCGCUAUACGUACCUUGAAAAAGCUAUUAAAAUCCAUAACUGACUUUCCCUCUCCUGUUUGUUCGAGGCGAAAGGGGGCAACCGAUAAAUGUGUGGGUGUGGGCGUGUAUGUGUGUUGGGUGUGUGUGGGUGUGGGUGUGUGGCGCGCGCACCUUUUUAACAACCGUAGGACUUUUGGUACACGUACACUCGAUCAGAAGUCUCCAGCAAGAGGAUUUGCUGCUGAUUUGAUUAAUUUUAUUUUGAGGCUGUUCCGUUUGGCUUCUCUGUAUCUAUUAUUGACUGCCCCCCCUUUUUUUUCUGAGCAAAAAGAAAAAAAUAAUAAUGAAGGUGUUUUAUAUAUAAAAAAAAAGCUUGGGUGCCAAUGAGAGUUUUUAUGGGGAAAUGUAAACGAGGAGAGAUUGUCGGCGUCAGAAGGGAAGGAUGGACUUAAGGACCGUCAACUUUGGCAACAUAUUUGUCUGUAGUACCUUUAAGUGGGCAGCCUCCGCAGGCCACCCUCCCCUCCCCUCCCUCCCCUUCCCUUCCCUUCCCUUCUUUCUCUUCCCAGAUACGUGGUUCCUGCCAUCACUGCAGCUAGUUGGCACUAUGGUUAGGCUCACGUUCAAUUUAUUUCCUUCAGUUAUAUACUUUAAAUGGCAUUUUUGUGCAUUUGUAAAUGCAAAGAGAAACUCACAUCAUCAAUAAAUAGCAAUCUACUUCAU
Messenger RNA from Pogona vitticeps (central bearded dragon), 3891 nucleotides. The record is from RefSeq and is a predicted model, not a curated record. NCBI's taxonomy places the organism in Eukaryota, Metazoa, Chordata, Lepidosauria, Squamata, Agamidae.